This is a messenger RNA of Marchantia polymorpha subsp. ruderalis, 5822 nucleotides long. The record is from the annotation of a GenBank genome assembly. Lineage: Eukaryota; Viridiplantae; Streptophyta; Marchantiopsida; Marchantiales; Marchantiaceae.
AGAGCUCGCAGAACGCCUUCGUCGAGAAGAGAAGAGAAGAGAAGAGACGAGCGGCACCGACUGCUGCUGCUGCUGACAGACUGAUCGCCCAGCGGAGGGACGACGGGGACGACGGGGGACAAGCGAUGGAGCAAGCGAGCGCGUCACGAGGACGGCUGGGCUCGAUGCGCCGGAGCGUGCAGGCGCGGCGUGGUUUAGGUUCAUGAGGAGUGCGAGCUGCGCGGGCUGCGGGACGAGGGCCAGGCAGGAAUUGGGGGCCGGCUUUGGGGCUGGAAUGGGCGACGACGAGGGGACGAGGUUUUGCGGAUUGGAGUCGUAGAGAGAGAGUGAGCGAGUAGCUAGACAGCGGAAUUGGAGUCGGAUCCGAGCGAUGGCGCCUGAGUCUCCAUCGAGGCGCUGGGACGAGCACGAGGAGAGAGGGGACUCGAGGCGCUCGCCGGCUUUGAAUCUGAACCAGUCGUUCGUGAAGGAGGAGGAUCCGGAGGAUGAGAGGAAUGGGCAUUCCCGUUUCAGGGAGGCGGCGAGCGAAGGGAACGUCGGGGGCGAUGCGGUGAUGGACGAGGUCGAGGACGAGGACGCGCAUCGGGGUCGAAGAUCGAGGCGCAAUCGGGCUGUGGACACCGGGCUGGACUUGAAUGUCGGUCACCCUUCACCCCCUCAGCCUCCCGGUGCGAGGCGGAGCCCUAGGCCGAAGGGAUUCUCGUCUCCUCUCCACCCGUCGGGUCGGCGAGGGCGAUCUCCUCCUCCUUCCAAAAGGAGAUCCGGCAGCCCCCCUCCUCCCACCAGGAGCAGGAGGUCGCAGACUCCUCCUUCUCACGAGAGGAAAUCUGCGCCUGUUGUCGCCAGGAGGAGGUCCGUGACUCCACCACCACCACCUCCUCCUCCUCCUGCUGCUGCCGCCGCGUCUGCUUCUGCUGCCCCUUCCAGGAGAAGAUCCGGGUCUCCACCUCCUCCCGGAUCGUCGAGGAGAAGAUCGGUAACUCCAUCGCGUGCUGUGUCUGCGAGAAAGAGAUCUGCGACUCCGCCUUCAGGCCCCUCAAGCAGGAGGAGAUCCAUCAGCCCGCCGGUGGGCGGAGCUAGACGAAGGUCGGGGAGCCCACCACCUCAGGCCGCGACCAUUAAGAGGAAGUCGCCCUCCGUUCCGUCGCGGAGAAGGUCUGCAACUCCGCCUCAUGUCCACACGAGGAAACGAUCGGCGUCACCCGCCGAGCAGCACGCGCUGUCCUCCAGAGCGAGGUCAAUUGAUCAACGAGCUCCAUCUCCUCCACCUCACAGAGCUCGAUCACCAGGAGCUGCCAGGAAGCGCUCCCCUCCUCCUCCGGAAAAGAGACGAUCUCUGACACCAAUCAGAAGACGCUCUUCUCCGGUCGAAGCAGUUUCCAGGAAGGGAGAUCAUCGAUCUUCGAGGUCUCCUGGGCGGGCACCUUCAACUGAAGGCGUCGUGAAAAAGAGGGACCAUCGUUCCUCGAGGUCUCCUGUCCGCGCCCACAGGGAGCGAUCUCGUACCAGAACGCCACCUCCACGAAGGACUCGGUCUCCUCCUCCUCGUAGAAGUCGAUCACCUCUUUCACGACGACGAUCUCCUCGACGGUCUCCUCGACGAGAUCGGUCUCCAGCUGGAAGGGGUUAUUCGCCGAGGAGGAGGUCAUCUCCGGGUAGAUCCCGUGGCAGCCGGAGACGGUCACCUGGACGGAGACCAUGGUCGCCCCCUCAAAACCGCAGCAAUGGUGUUGGAAAGCCUGGAAACAAUCUGUUCAUUGCGGGUUUCAAUUUCAUCACCACUGAAAGGGAUUUGGAGAGAAAGUUUUCGAGAUACGGAAGAGUGAUGGAUGUCCGUAUCGUGCGAGACAAGAGUUGCAGAUCCGGGGAAUCUCGAGGAUUCGGAUUUUUAACCUUGGAGCGAGAUGAAGAUGCAGACGCAGCAAUCAAAUCUCUAGAUCAAACAGAAUGGAACGGUCGUAUUGUUUUGGUUGAGAAAGCCAAGACCCCUACGAGAUUCUGAGCCGUCCAUGAGAUUUUCCAGUAUUUGAAGGCACUCGUGACUUCAAUGGACGCUGGUAAGCUAUUAAAUGAGACCGUCUAGCAGCAACAGUUUGUCUACGGACUCCUUUGUGGGUCUUAGACCCGUCAUUCUGCAUUUGGCAGUAAUUCAAAGCCUAGGAGUUUCCUCAUGUUUGUGGCAAUGACGUACGAAGUGCUACUCCUCCCUCCACAAUUUGAAUUGUGGAUGAACGGCAAGUACCUGACGAUUCUGGUCUUGGUUUUAUAUCUUGUCGCAUUCAGUGUUCAUAUCUCCAUUGUUGUUUAACAACCCGGUUGGUAUUCCGGUUGGCCUCUGCUAGUUCCUUGAGGCAGUUGGCUUGGAUUGAACUGGAUGGUCAAGCAGAAGCAUGUUCAGUAGAAGAGAACAAUAGAAUCCCGCGUUUGGAAUUCAGAGGAAUUUUCUGUAUAGAGUAUGUAUGGUAGCAGGUGGAAGGCUUCAGUGAUUGGAUCAAAAUAAAAGUCUAAUGGCGAGUUGAAGAUUGAAUGAUGACAUUGUUUGCAUGCAAUCCUCUUACAGGGUUGCUCAAGGGCUCAAUUCCAGAGUUCGGUACCUUACCCAUUUGCUCCCCGGGGUUCAGUUGUACCAAUGUACCUAGGCUUUGUUCGUGGCAUCUACGUCUUGAGUUAUUCUGGGCGGUUUUGAAUUGUGCACGGAACACACAUCCCCACCAGUAAUGGCCUAGAUCAAUUGCUGGGGUGCCGCUAUCAAUGGGAUCUGAGCUAUCAAUUCAGUACGCUAAGGUGCCCUUUGUUUGCUCUCGAAUGGAACCUGGAUGCACACACCAAUUAAGUUGGAAUGGCAUCGGAAAUCGUACACGCUCCAGCACACCUUUCAAAUUCUUUGGGUUGGUAUCAGGUGUACAAGCUCCAGUACACCGCUCAAAUUUUUCUCACUGGACCAAUAAUGUACAAGUUCCAGUACACAUUGACCCAAAACGUCAAUAUGAGGCAAGUCUCACCUAUCGAUAGCUUGGUUGUGCCUUCUUAAAUACUUCUGUCAGAUUUCUUUGUAUGAACUUCUGCAGACUAUAUUCGGCACUUUAUUUGUUUCUUCUCCAGGUGAGUGGUCCUCAUCCCUCGGUUCAGGUGACAUUUGGUACAACUUAUUUGUGCUUGUGAUGAUUCUUGCAUGACUUAUCAAAGACAGGAGGUGUGUAGGUGCGAGUAUGGAUUUCAUUUUGCUUUGUGAAGUUUGUUAGAGGCUACUAUAGGCUUAGAAAUUAUACAACAAGUGAGGUUUCAGUAUGCACGUGUAAUCCAAUAACGAAAACAACACUUGACUCGGAGAUAUACAAGAUUAGUGGCUUUUCGUCGCUUCAAGCAAGAUGAAUACAUCCAGUUUCAUCUCAAGGUUAGAAAGAUUGCGAUGGGUGGUAUGUAUGGUGGGGCUGCCUGAUUUGGUCUUCAAUCGUUAUCAUUGACCCAAGCAAAGUUCUUGAGUAGUAGUUGUCAGGAUAAAUCAUCAAGGUCUGGAAGCGUCGGCAUCGGGUCCUGCUGUAUGUCUGCCAAGAAAAGUUGAUUAUCUCGCCCUUAACAUUAGGGUGAGUUACAUGUAGAGCUCGCGUCGCCUAGUAAUUGAAGUUGGAUAUUUAGGGUGACGUCAAGUUUGAGGUUUACACUCUUCGGAUCAUGGGUGAGGAACUGAAGACUGAAGAUAAGCAGUAGGGCAUAAGCGUUUAGCUAUGCGGUGGCAAGUGAUUAUUUCGUUAUCCAUUUGGGGCCGCAUCAUGACGACGGGCUGUCGACGGUUGUACGAUCAGACUGUCGAUCAUACGGAUGUACUGACAUUCAACUUACUAGAUAUCUAUAGACGACUUUCUUAAGAAUAAGAAAGAGUUUUGUCAGAGAGAGCUGAAUAUGGAUAUGAGUUAAGGUGAUCAAGCCGCUCCUGUCUUACCUGUUCUGUCAACAGUUAAUUUGAUUGUGGCCUUGUCUAUUCAUGUGUGUGCAUCUUUUCUUGUUGAGUGUUUAUGGGCAAAAUGUGUCAGUUGUAAAUCAUGUGUUGACUGUCAAGCAAACGGGAUCUCAAAACAGGUUGAAAGUGAAGGAUGUAAACUGCUUGGAGCUCUGCUGCAAAUCUGCAAUUUGUUAGUUUGCUGUAUCGACAUGCAAUACCUGGUUUUUAUCACGAGAAGAUUUCAUGAUUUUGCUGCAUAUGGAUAGUAGAAGGAAGUGUAUAUUUCAACUAGCUAGUUUUCCCUUAGUAGUUUCACCAGAACAUUUACCUCAAAUCUACCUGUAAAGUCGUAUGAGUCGUAUGUGUCUGAGGGAUUUGUGUGAAAGCUUUAUGAAGAUGCCCACCUCCAGAUUAUUCAUCAGUGGCAGUAUUUCUGUUUUUUUUUGAAAGGGCUCGAUUCAUUUUAGGGCACGAUUAAUUUUAUUGUAUUUUACUAACGAAAAGAAACCAUUCUUUCACGUUAUUCAGGUUCUAGAUUUAUUCUCGGUAUCAUAUGAAGGGCGUCCAUUGGACCCGUUCUGAUACUUAGUAUAUGGAAGAUAAGCUAGUUGAAACGAUUGCAAUACGUGGGAACUAAGUUGUUGACCACCUGAUCGUGCAUAAAGUUUUCCUCCCCUCGAUCGCAAUAUCUGUGUACAGCAAUAGACACGCUUGAGUAUUUCUGCAUCGAUACUUGAAGAUUACACAGCCCGAGCAAUUUGAUAGUCUUGCCUUCAAGCCGAUGAAAACUGCUUUUUUGCGUAUUUUACUGCUGAUGUAUGACAGUCAGUGCUCAGUCGUACAUAAUACAUGAGAACUGACUGGACUUCGAGUCGCAGUUCUUUCAAGAAGUGAGAAAAUUACUAGAAGGUGGUUUUGACGAACGGUUUGGGGCAAAUUGGUUAAACAAACAGUGAAGAUCGGAGAAACUAGUCGGAACGCUCAGCACAUAGUGUAGUGUACGUGGACGUCAUAAGAUUUACAGCAGAUGGACCAAAUCUCUAGCUAACGGCAAGUUUUUGGAAACUCUACUUGCUGUUUGCGAUUGUUUUAUAAAUGGAUAGUGUGUAUCCUUUGCAAGAGCAAGUACUGUUGCGUUCUUUGAAUACAGAUUUUUGGUGUCACAGUGUCAUAAUUUUUCGUGUGGUCUGCACGGUGUACACUGCUCGUGUUGAUUCUCCUCCAUCGUAUGGCACCCUCAUCCGAUCCUCGUGUGUAACUCGUCGUGUGUAUUGUCGAAUUUCACGAAGUUGUUGCGUUGUUCUGGUAGAAUAAUCGUGAAUUCUGACUUCCGCGCGAUUCAGAAGUAGUACGUGCCAUCACAACGCGAGAUUCAGUGGAGUUCUAUCGCCACUCUCUGUCUCCACGCAAAGGAGCUCUGAUUGUGAACUCGUGCUUCAAUCGAUUGAUGAGUGCGUGCAGGAAUUUGAAUUCUGCACCCGAGUCUGAUGAUAGCUGUUCUUCUUCGCGAGCUUGAGAGAGAGAAGAGAGAGAAGAUAUGAGCGCUUGCAGGAAUUUGAAAUCUGCACCCGAAUUUGAUGAUCGCUGUUAUUAUUCGCGAGCUUGAGAGAGAGAAGAGAUGAGGAUAGGAACCUAGUCGAAGGGACAUGGCAAAAUUCUGAAAAGCUAUCGAAGAGAUCAAUAAUUCUCAAUCAUUUGUCUUUCCCGAUGGCACACCACGUAACAUAUUUUGACAAGAACACUUAUUUGAAUUUUGUGCCGGUGUGCUGUCGUUGGAUGUAUACAGGGACCAAAAAGUAGCGAGUUGAUUGAAUCUGAGCGUAAAUGCGUUCAUUUUUCCGCCUAUUACAUUGCAAUAUCAUUCAACGCUAUAACACCUUCU